Oryza brachyantha (malo sina) is the source of this 1856-nucleotide messenger RNA. RefSeq names its product putative clathrin assembly protein At5g57200. The record is from RefSeq and is a predicted model, not a curated record. The transcript has 14 exons. Gene Ontology annotation, molecular function: phosphatidylinositol-4,5-bisphosphate binding; 1-phosphatidylinositol binding; clathrin heavy chain binding. Gene Ontology annotation, cellular component: clathrin-coated vesicle; clathrin-coated pit. The coding region runs from base 1 to 1644 and encodes 547 amino acids. Gene Ontology annotation, biological process: clathrin-dependent endocytosis; vesicle budding from membrane; clathrin coat assembly. Lineage: Eukaryota; Viridiplantae; Streptophyta; Magnoliopsida; Poales; Poaceae.
AUGGGCACGGUGUCGAUGCAGAAGAGCUGGCGGAAGGCGUGCGGCGCGAUCAAGGACUCCACCACCGUGGGGCUCGCCAGGGGACACUCCAAGGACCUCGACGUCGCCGUCGUCAAGGCCACCAACCACGUCGAGCGCCCGCCCAAGGAGCGCCACCUCGCCAAGAUCAUCGCCGCCGCGUCCGGCGCCCGCCCUCUCGCCGACGUCUCCUACUGCGUCCACGCCCUCGACCGCCGUCUCUCCAAGACGCACAACUGGGUGGUGGCGCUCAAGACGCUGGUGGUGAUACACCGGGCGCUGCGGGAAGGCGACGCGGCGUUCCGGGAGGAGCUGCUCAGCUACCGGCGCGGCCGCGGCGGCCAUUGCCUGCAGAUGUCCAGCUUCAAGGACGACUCCACCCCACUCGCGUGGGAUUGCUCGGCGUGGGUGCGCACCUACGCGCUGUUCUUGGAGGAGAGGCUCGAGUGCUUCAAAGUUCUAAGAUACGACAUUGAAGCAGAGCGUCUGAGGCCAGCAGAGGGAGCUCCAAAGGGUCAGAGUAGGACCAGAAGCUUGGGUAAGGAUGAGCUCUUGGAGCAGCUGCCUGCUCUGCAGCAGCUGCUCUACCGGCUAGUCGGCUGUCAGCCUGAAGGAGCAGCAUUUGGAAACUAUCUUAUACAGUAUGCCUUAGCUCUGGUGCUGAAGGAAAGUUUCAAGAUUUAUUGUGCAGUCAAUGAUGGUAUCAUUAAUCUUGUGGAAAUGUUCUUUGACAUGACAAAAAUUGAUGCUAUCAAAGCUUUUGACAUCUACAGAAGAACAGGUCAUCUGGCAAAAAACCUAUCCGACUUCUACGAUCUCUGCAGGGGUUUGGAACUCGCCAGGAACUUCCAAUUUCCAAUCCUAAGAGAGCCGCCGCCAUCAUUUCUUGGAACCAUGGAAGAGUACAUCAGAGAAGCCCCUCGAACUGCUCCUGUUGCAAACAAGACAGUAGAAUAUCGGCAAUUGGAAUCCAUUCCUAAGCAGGAAGAACCUCCACAACCUCUGCCUGAGGUGUUAGAAGAACCUGUAGAGGAAAUUCUUCCAGAACCUGCAGAAGAACCCCAGCAUCCUGCAGCUGAGGUUGAUGAUGAACCUGAACCUACCACAACCGCUGAUUUACUGGGCUUAAAUGAAGUGAACCUUGCUGCCACCCAACUUGAAGAGAGCAAUGCACUGGCUCUGGCCAUUGUACCACCAGGUGGCAACACGUCUGGUAGUGCAGGCGGUGGCUUCAGUGGCAUGAUUGGAUCCUCAGGUUGGGAGCUAGCGUUGGUCACUGAACCCACCAACAACAGCAGCAACCAACUACUGGCAGAGAGCAAGCUGGCUGGAGGGUUCGACAAGCUGCUGCUCGAUAGCUUGUACGAUGAUGCAGCAAGGAGGCAACAACCAGCCCAGACGGAUCCGUUCGCCAUGUCGACAAGUUUCGCGCCACCGACCAAUGUGCAGAUGUCGAUGAUGGCACAGCAGCAGCAAUAUUUCCAGCAGGAGCGGCAGCAGCAGCAGCAAAUGAUGUUAGGGAUGCCACAGCCAUUCCAGGUUCAGCAUGCUGGUGUUCCUCAGGCGAAUCUUUUCGGUGAUCCAUAUUCAGCUGGCACUCUCCAUGGAAGCGGCAGCUUGAUCUGAGCUUGAUCUGAUCUGAUUAGAGUAGCUCUGAUGUGAUAAAUCUGAGAACUGCAAUUGAUUCAGUUUGUUCUUGUUUGUAAAACGCUGUAUCUUCAGUCUUCAACAGAUCUCACCUGUCCAUUGUCUUGAGCCUUAUUCUGGGCAUGAUCACUGCCCACCUAUGGACUGACUGAAAAACAGAAAACCAUUUGUUGAUUUCUCAGUAUAUAUAU